GUGUAUUUAAUACUAAUUUGUUUACUGCACAAAGUAAGCUCAUGAUUUCAAGGUCGACAGCGACACUUGAACUACCAGAUUAUCUGUAUUGUAAAAUAUGCUUCAUUCAUGCAUUCAUGUUAACCUGUCACCACUAAUUUAUUCUGGUUGCACUUUACUUACCAAAAAUUAAUAAAGUAACCGAAAUUUCAAAAUAAAAUGUACGACCCAGUACGAUACGAAACCAACAAAUCGGCUGCAGCUCGGGACGCUGAGCAAUUUGUUCCCAUGCUGGUAAAUCACAUGACUUGGAAGAAAAAUGAGCUCAUUUUGGACUACGGUUGUGGCGCAGGGAGUACCGGAAACAAGUUUGUACUGCCUGAAGUGGAGAAAUUCGACUCUAAAAUCCACUCUGUCGACAUUUCACCAGAUAUGAUUGCUCAUGCGAAAAAAACCUAUCCAAGUCCAAGGGUAACUUUCAACGUGGGGGACAUCCUGCAAGACAACUUUCCCCACAAAGAGGUCAAGUUCGACAAGAUAUUUGCCGUGUAUGUGCUCCACUUUGUGAGGAAUUAUAGGGAAGCACUGAAACGAUGCUAUGACCUUCUCCAGCCCGGAGGAUAUUUUGGAUUUACUGUUCUUUCCAAAUCAACAUUGUACGUGUUGCACGAAAAGUUGGGAACUUCUGAGAAGUGGUCCAAAUACAUGAAGGGAUAUGAAAACUACAUUCCCGAAUGGUUUGAGCAAAAGGAAGACUCCGAAGUGGCAUUUCGCCGAAAUCUGACACAACUUGGUUACGAGAUUGUAGAAUUGAAGCCGUACCGACAAGAAUAUGAUUUCGAAAGCGUAAACACGGUUGCAGAACUCUACUUGUCCCUCAACCCGUACGUGAAGGUCAUCCCGAAGGAGUUACUGAACGAUGUGAAACAAGAAUACACAGAUUUUCUCCGCAAACACUGGAACGUACCAGAAGGGACGGACGCCUUAUGCACAAAUUAUGAGCUUUUGUACGGCGUGGUUCGAAAACCAUUGCAGUAAAUAAAUUAAUGAUGAAAUAAUCUAAUUUCAAAUUCUUUAUAAAAAUCACAACAUGACAUAACGACAAAGAGAAAGCAUAAUAAAGACCGUUAAUAAUU
This is a messenger RNA of Folsomia candida, 1115 nucleotides long. Its product is annotated as juvenile hormone acid O-methyltransferase. The transcript has 5 exons. The coding region runs from base 199 to 1017 and encodes 272 amino acids. The record is from RefSeq and is a predicted model, not a curated record. Lineage: Eukaryota; Metazoa; Arthropoda; Collembola; Entomobryomorpha; Isotomidae.